AUGCCGCAAAAUGAUAUGCUGGAGGUUGAAUUGUUUGAUGUCUGGGGAAUAGACUUCAUGGGGCCAUUUCCACCAUCUUUUGGAAAAAAUUACAUCUUGGUAGCAAUUGACUAUGUAUCAAAGUGGGUGGAAGUUGUGGCAUUUCCCACCAAUGACUCUAAAGUGGUUGUGACAUUUCUGAAGAAUAAUAUCUUUUCGAGAUUCGGGGUGCCAAGAGCACUUAUUAGCGAUGAAGGAACUCACUUUUUGAACAAACUGAUGGAGAAUCUACUAAAGAAGUAUAAUGUUAAACACAAGAUCGCCACUCCGAAAGACUGGGCACUAAAAUUAGAAGAUGCACUAUGGGCGUACAUAACGGCUUUCAAAACGCCCAUAGGUAUGUCUCUGUAUCAGUUGGUUUAUGGUAAGGCUUGUCACUUGCCACUAGAGUUGGAGCAUAAAGCAUUUUGGGCAUCCAAAUUCUUGAAUUAUGAUCUGGCUAAAGCGGGUGAGUCCCGAAUCCUGCAGCUCCACGAGUUAGAGGAGUUUCGGAAUCAAGCAUAUGAGAACGCCAAGCUAUACAAAGAAAAGACAAAGAAAUGGCACGAUCAGAAGCUGCAGAGAAAGGAGUUUGUCGAGGGACAACUGGUGCUCUUGUUCAACUCCAGAUUAAAACUUUUUCCAGGAAAGUUGAAAUCCAGGUGGUCGGGUCCGUUUGUGGUUCACAAAGUGUUUCCCCAUGGAGCUAUCGAACUGAAAAAUCCAAAUAAUGGAGAUACAUUCAAGGUGAACGGACAAAGGUUGAAACACUACUAUAAGGGGCAGGAAAAUGGUCUGAUCGAUAAUGUUUAUUCGUAG
Molecule: messenger RNA, 837 nt
Organism: Lathyrus oleraceus (garden pea)
Lineage: Eukaryota; Viridiplantae; Streptophyta; Magnoliopsida; Fabales; Fabaceae
Exons: 3
Coding region: 1-837 (278 amino acids)
Biological process (GO): DNA integration
Molecular function (GO): nucleic acid binding
Source: RefSeq, a predicted model, not a curated record